Nicotiana tabacum (common tobacco) is the source of this 632-nucleotide messenger RNA. NCBI's taxonomy places the organism in Eukaryota, Viridiplantae, Streptophyta, Magnoliopsida, Solanales, Solanaceae. The record is from RefSeq and is a predicted model, not a curated record.
CAGCUUCUGUUCUCAUUGAGGAAUUUGGCAGUAGAGAAGAAUACAGACAUCUUUUUGUCAGCAUCUUUGAAAGAUUUUCCAAGUCGACAUCAAUUAUGGCUCUUACUUCCUCAUAUAUAUGUGAUCAAGAGCCUGAUAUGGUCGAGGCCUUUGCUAAUUUCACAUCUAUUUUUGUCCGCUGCUCUCCAAAGGAAGUGUUAGUAGUUUCUGGCUCCAUCCUCGAAUUAUCAUUUCAAAAGGCAGCUAUAUGUUGCACUGCUAUGCAUCGUGGCGCAGCACUAGCAGCAAUGUCUUUUAUGUCAUGUUUCCUGGAGACAGGCUUAAAUGCUUUGGUUGAAUCCCUUGCACAUGGUUCUGAACUGGAAAGCAUAGUUGGUAUUUCUGAUAGUUCAAUUGAUGCUAUGGCAAUACAAGUCAUAUCUCACAGUGGUGACGGCCUCGUGUCAAACCUAAUGUAUGCUUUACUUGGCGUUUCUGCGAUGUCAAGGGUUCACAAGUCUGCAACCAUUUUGCAGCAAUUGGCUGCUAUGUGCAGUUUAAGUGAAAGAACCACCUGGAAGGCUCAUCUUUGCUGGGAUUCNAUUGUUUCUUCUACAAUAAUUGAGACAUUGAUCUUCUGCACACUUCCUUGA